Molecule: messenger RNA, 2663 nt
Organism: Rattus norvegicus (Norway rat)
Lineage: Eukaryota; Metazoa; Chordata; Mammalia; Rodentia; Muridae
Source: RefSeq, a predicted model, not a curated record
GUGUGGUUAGGAGAACUGAAACUUUCAUAGAAGAACUGACAGGAGCUGCGAAGUGUGUUUGAGCCGUGUGACGGGAGUGAGCGUGGUGUGUGCAGAACCGACUGCCGGAAGGAGCGAGCGGCCCACGGCUGCGAGACAGUAAUGGCUAUGCAAAUGCAGCUUGAAGCAAAUGCAGAUACUUCAGUGGAAGAAGAAAGCUUUGGUCCACAGCCUAUUUCUCGGUUAGAGCAAUGUGGCAUAAAUGCCAAUGAUGUGAAGAAAUUAGAAGAAGCUGGUUACCACACGGUGGAGGCUGUUGCUUAUGCACCAAAGAAGGAACUGAUAAAUAUUAAAGGAAUUAGUGAAGCCAAAGCUGACAAAAUCCUGGCUGAGGCAGCGAAAUUAGUUCCAAUGGGUUUCACCACUGCAACCGAAUUUCACCAACGCCGGUCAGAAAUCAUCCAGAUUACUACUGGCUCCAAAGAGCUUGACAAACUACUUCAAGGUGGAAUUGAGACUGGGUCUAUCACAGAGAUGUUUGGAGAAUUCCGAACUGGGAAGACACAGAUCUGUCAUACAUUGGCUGUAACAUGCCAGCUCCCCAUUGACCGAGGUGGAGGUGAAGGGAAAGCAAUGUACAUUGACACCGAGGGCACCUUUAGGCCGGAGCGGCUGCUGGCGGUAGCUGAGAGGAAAACAUUCUUUACUCGGCAAUCUAACUAUCUCAGAUGGAAUAAAAAGCAAGAUCCAGGGCUGGAGAGAUGGCUCAGUGGUUAAGAGCACUGACUGCUCUUCCAGAGGUCCUGAGUUCAAAUCCCAGCAACCACAUGGUGGCUCAACCAUCUGUAAUGGGAUCCGAUGCCCUCUUCUGAUGUGUCCAAAGACAGCUACCGUGUACUCAUAUACAUAAAAUAAAUCUUUAAAAAAAAAAAAAAAGCAAGAUCCAACUAUAUAUUUCUUUCAAAGAAACACUUUAAAGUUGGUUGCAAAUAAAAGACUUGAAAAGAUAAUCAGGAACCCUAAGAGCAAUUAAAAGACUGCACCAGGCUACCCCCUGAUCCUUUGGUUUUCAAGAUCAGUUUUCUCCAUGUAGCCCUGACUGGCCUAGAACUCACUCUAUAGACCAGGCUGGCCUAGAACCCACAGAGAUCCACUGUCUUUGCCUUCCGAGUGUGGGGACUAAAUGUGUGUCAUCACUGCCUAGUGAGGAAACACUUGUAUGUGUAUAGGCGUGGACAGGCCCAUACAUGAUGAUAUGCAUGUGGAGGUCAGAGAACAUUUUCCGGGAGUCAGUUCCACCAUGUGGGCUCCAGGAGUUGAGUUCAGGUGUGAUGGCAAGAGUCUUCUGAGCCUCUCACUUGCCCAGGCAGAACAUUGAUCAUUAAAAUUAGUUUCCCAGGAAGGUGUAGUCAUUAUAGACAUCGUUAAGUUGUUUUAUUUUAUGUAUAUGAGUGUUGUCUACAUGUAUGGCUGUGUACCAAGUGUGAGAAUUUCCUGUGGAGGCCAGAAGAGGUAUCGGAUCCUCUAGAACUAGAAUUAUAAAUGGUUGUGAGGCAUCAUGUGGAUGUUGGAAAGUAAGCCCAGACAGGUCUCUGCAAGGGCAGCAAUCACCAAUAUCUUUUCAUCCAAGAGGGCAUCACAAAAGUCUAAAUCAUGUCAAAAUUCUAGCGAUUUUUUUUUUUUGCAAAUUGAUAAAUGCAAGGUUCAUAUGGAAAAAUCUAGAGCUCCAUUUAUUUAUCUGUUAUUUAUUUGCAUGGGGGAGGGGUGGGCAUUGCCUGCUUGUGUCUGUUCACCAGACACCAGAAUAUGUACCUGUUGCCUUCAGAGGCCGAAAAGGGCAUUAGAUAUCAAACUGGAAUUUUGGUGACUAUUAUAGUUGAGCUGAUGUAUGAGUGUUGAGAAUCAUACUUAGGACCUAGAAGAACAGCCACCGUUCUUAAACCACUGAGCCCUCUCUGCACCCCAAGUCCUGAACUGAAAACUCCUUAUAAAACUACAGUAGCUAUUACAGGUGGUCAUGACUUAAACAUAGAUUUGCAGCUAGGUAUAGCACAGUGGUAAAGUACUUGUCUGGUAUAUAAAAGACCCUAAGGUCAAUUCUCAGUACUGGAACCAAAAAAAAAAAAGGUGUGUGUGGGGAGAGUUACUCAUUCAAGAGACAGAAGCAGCAGCUGUCUCUGAGCCGAAGGCUAGCUUAGUCUGAAAGCUACAUAAUGAAACCGUCUCCAAAAAAACAGAGCAGUAAAUAGAUAACUAAACUAUGGAUCAAUGGCCCAGAAUAUAACCUUCAAAAACACUUGCACCAACAUGCCCAGCCCCUUGGUUUUGCUUUUGAGACAGGGUCUAACCAUGUAUCUCAGGCUUGAUCAACUCUUACGUAGCCUGAGGUAUCCUGAGCUUUCUAUACUUUCCUCUCUGCCUCUGGUGGUUAGCUCAUGAUGUGUUAUCAUCCCUGCCUUAUUUGAGACUCUCGUAGACCUAGGUGGCCUCAAAUGCACUGUGUAGCUGAGGUUAACAUAGAAUUCCCGAUCCUUCUGCACCUUCAAGUUAUGGGAGUUAUAAGCUUGUAAGACCAUGCAAGAGCUGCAUGCGCUCUACCACUCAUGAUCGACGACCCCCCCCCCCGUCCGUCACUCCCUACCUCCCUCCCUCUCUCUCUCUUUCUCUCUUUCUCUCUCUCUCUC